AUGGAGCCCCGCCCCGAAGGACAGCGUUACAAUUCUCUCGAUGUCGUUUCGACAACGUGGGGAGAGGCCGGCCGCAAGUUCCAGCCUCGUUCGAUUUCUUUGGAUUUCCCUGAGCACCACCGCUACCUGGCCCCUGCUUGGCAUGCUGCACCUGCACAAGCCGUUGCCGCUGUCUCCAUCUUGUGUGCCAUCGCUCCAUAUCCGCUCAUUACUAUUCUGUCUCACGGCCGAGGCCUCACAUUCACGACUGUCGUUUAA
Podospora bellae-mahoneyi is the source of this 258-nucleotide messenger RNA. RefSeq lists its product as uncharacterized. The coding region runs from base 1 to 258 and encodes 85 amino acids. The transcript is spliced from 3 exons. NCBI's taxonomy places the organism in Eukaryota, Fungi, Ascomycota, Sordariomycetes, Sordariales, Podosporaceae. The record is from RefSeq and is a predicted model, not a curated record.